CUAAGUCCAUAAGAUGGCAGUAUUGCAAGUCUAAACGGGUCUGUUGCUCUAAAUUCUUUGAAGAAGAAGAAUCGCUCUUCGAACGUUUUCUGUAUGUGCGGAAAGGGGGAUGUUCACACUCAUACCUGGCAACGUCAAGCUCUUCAUUCAGCCUGUCAACAAACCGGUGCAUGCUAUGAUUGGCUAACGCUGGGGAAGUCUGUUAAUCAUUUUGAAGCCACCCAUUUAAAAUCUAAACAACAAUAAAAAAAAAUCAACAACCUGACCCAUGGACCACAGCAGAGUCUGUUCAACUAGAGAGGUGUGCUUUGAAGAAGACCAUGAAUGACAAACUAGUCUUCUUGGGCCUGCUGUAUUUUGUUCAGGGUAUUCCCUAUGGUCUCCAGUCUUCUCUGCUGCCGGUCUACCUGCGUGGAGCUGGCCACUCUCUCACCCGCAUUGGUUUCACCAAGAUCCUUUACUUCCCUUGGGUACUGAAGGUUCUCUGGGCCCCUUUGGUGGACAGAGUGGGUACUAAGCGUCGCUGGCUGGUGGGGACGGUGUCUGGCCUUGCACUGGCAUGUCUAUCCAGUGCUGCCUUGGCCCCAGAAGCACAUAUCUGGGGGGUAGCUGGAACUCUGUUGGCUAUGAACACCUUAGCCUCUGUUCAGGAUAUUGCUGUGGAUGGGGCAGCAGUUGGGCUUUUGAAAGGACGUGGGGAGCUGGGGCUGGGCAAUACUGCCCAAGUUGUAGGUUAUAAGGCUGGAUCAGUAUUCGCUGGAGGAGGACUCCUGGCUGUGAUUGAUGUCGCAGGAUGGAGUUGGAUGUUUAUGCUGCUGACUUUUGUGUAUGCUGGCGUGGCUCUGUUUGUGUGGGGGGCCCCUGUGCUGGACGAUGAGACUUUAAGAAGCCAACAGGCUGAUGGCAGGAAAGGUGGGCAGGGAACAGAAGCUGUAAGGCCAUGGAAGGUGUGGAGGAAACUGAUGGCAGUACCCGGCACAUCUUGGACAAUCCUUUAUGUGCUCACAUACAAACUAGGUGAGCAGGGUGCAGUCACCAUGUUUCCUCUCUUCCUCCUGGAUCACCACAUGACAGCCCGGGAGCUCGGCUUCUGGAACGGCGUUAUCGCCAUGGGCUUCUCCAUUUGUGGAUCUUCUCUGGGAGGCUUGCUGCUCGCACAGUUUAGAUACACCUACCUCCUGGAGAGUGUUCUUGAUCUGGCCAACUGUUGUGAAGGAUGUUUUCUUCACCAGGGGAAGGAUUCUUCGGUCAUCCACCACAGUUGUUUUCCGUGGUCUUCCGGGUCUUUUGGUGCUGCUGAGCUCACCGGUUUCUAUUGUUUUUUCAGCCUAAUGAUGGCUUGCUUCACUGAUAGUGACAGCUCUUUGGAUCUCAUCUUGACAGUUGACAGCAACAGAUUCCAAAUGCAUAUAGCACACUUGAAAUGAACUCUGGACCUUUUAUCUGCUCAUUGCAAUUGGGAUAAUGAGGGAAUAACACACACCUGGCCAUGGAACAGCUGAGAAGCCAAUUGUCCAAUUACUUCUGGUCCGUUAACAAGUAGGAGGCACAUAUGCAAACUGUUGUAAUUCCCACACCGUUCACCUGAUUUGGAUGUAAAUACCCUCAAAUAAAAGCUAACAGUCUGCAGUUAAAGCACAUCUUGUUUGUUUCAUUUGAUAUCCAUUGUGGUGGUGUAUAGAGCCAAAAGUGUUAGCAUUGUGUUGAUGUCCCAAUAUUUAUGGACCUGACUGUAUGAUUAGCAUUGUAUCUGUUUUUAAACCCUGUUAUGGCAUGGGGAUGGAUGGUAAAGGUAGUUAAGGAUGUGUUAAAAAUAUACAAGAGCCCAAAAACCCCUACCAGACUGCAGCUUGUUGUACCACAUAAUCAGAGGUUUUACAUGCUGUCAACCAUUUCAGUCUUGAUCAGCUUCCUCAUUUGAUUAUGCAGAUUUAUCCUUUACCUUCUCUUCUUUAUUAUUACACUUUGGAAGAUUGUGUGUGUGCGUUUCUGUCUGUCUGACAGUGUGUGUAUAGUAAUUUAAGUAAACAUUGCCUUGUUUGAGAGCACAGGGACCCCCUGUGUGAUGUGUGGUGUGAGAACAGCAAGAGAAGCACAUCCUUUACACACAUUUUUGUGCACACACACAACACGUGAUAGAAGUCACGCUCAGAACCAACAUGGAGGUGAAUGAAUGUCUAUUUUUUUUACAAACAAAUACAAAGAGUUGAGUUGAGUUGGCGUCCGGUUUCUCCUAUGCAUGUUUUAUUGCAGAAUUUGCAUGGGAUUUCGUAAAUGACUCCACAUUUAAGUCCAGCUAAUAUUUUGUCUUUUGGGUGUACUAGUCUGUUUAAACACACGAACAAUAGAACACAGAAAGGAGUGCGAGAAAGAGGCAAGUUGAAAACACACAAGAGCAGCAAAAGAAGAAGCAGAAAGCACAAUAAAGAAAUCAGCCGUAACAGAUCACUUCAUAAGAGAAAACCAUAUAAUGGACUGGGACAACACAAGGAUCAUAAACACCGAACAACAGAAAUACAAAAGAUGGAUAAAAGAAGCAAUCGAGAUAAGGAGACGUGGAUGUGGGACCAUGAACAGGGACGAUGGAGUUUACACGGUGGACCGCGCAUGGGACUGCAUCAUCGGAGAGGGGAGAGCGGGCAGCAGAGGGCGACAACGUCCUCUGCUGCCCGCCAAUAAACGGAGAAGGAAGUGACGCCACCAUCAGCGUCAGCCUGACGAAGUUUGCAGCGGCAAACGAAACGUAGCGGGAAAACAGGUAAACAGAACUGCUCUGUGUUUUCAAAAAGAACUACAGCAUGGAAUUAGAGAAACGACACAGCAAGAACACACCUAAGAUGUUCAAAGAUAAAACCAUUUAAACAUUAUCAAACAUAAUGGAACUUACUUCUUGACUGAAAAAAUGCACACAGGAUAGAAAUGAAGGUAAGUCCCUGUCAUAUUUCAGCAGAUUGCAGCGCAGGUGCACACAGCGCGAGCACAAAGUCACCAGCUAAUGCUAGCACCAGCUCCAGCGAAGAUGUGUUCAUGGACCUUCGUAAAGAUGGCAGCUUACAUCUAGGCUUUCCGACAGGAUUAAUUUCUGACUUUUAUAAUUCUGAAUAUUUAUAAAUAGAAAUCGCGAUUCAGACGUGAAUUAGAUUAUUUGUCAGACACCUCUAGUAUUUAUGGCCUGGCCCACCUUGGCUUGUGACCGUAAGAGCUGCAUUUCUGUUAGCUAGUCAGAGGUUAAAUAUUUAAAUGUUGUGAUUUUUAUUGAGCAAGAGUCGUAACCCUGCUGUUUUCUUAAUUAUACUCCCUCAAACAGGAGAACCAAAGCUUUAUUCCAUAGAAAAUGACUCACAAGGCAUUCAUUCAUACUAGAUACUACAGAAAAUGUGUUGAAAAAAGUGAAUGAGAACUUUUAAUUUUUUGCCAUUCUCAUUUUAUGUUGAACUUUUUAGAAUGUAGAAAAUAAAAAUAAAAAAGCAUUACGAUCUUUUGAGAAACAGCAAAUUUUCUGAAAUUUUCAUAAGUCCUUGCAACUUGACACUGUGCCUUUACUGCAGGACCACAGCUGGGUCUGUUGACUGAAAUCUUACUAUAGCACAGCUCUUCCUAUACCCAGUGUGAUGUAAUGGGAACUAUAUAUAACAACAAUGCUUUUUCGGUGGAUGCCCUGUUAGUUUACAUUCCAUGCAUUGUUAUAUUCCUAACAAUAAAUUCAAUAGUCAUUCGAUCUACAACGUGAGGAUUAUUUGCUGCUUAGACAGUUACAUACCCAGCUACAUCAACUGAUCACAAGUCAGUAGAGCUAAUGUAAUUCAUUGUUUGGAAAUGGAGAGAUAUGGUGUCUUUUUCAGAUGUUGGUGUCUGUGUCGAUAUUGGAGGUGUGUGUUAGCGUGCCCAUGUCUUUGUUCUUUACUUUCUCUGAUGUCAGUCCGUUUGGUUCUUUUCUUUUGUGAAGAAACACUAAUAAACAGAGGAAUUCUCCAAAGGCCAAACUUUUCUAAAGGCUAAAGUGCUUUGAAAAGCUGUCAUUGUGAUACUUUGGCUUUUGAUCUUUAACUCUGUCUUCGUGUCAGGAAGUGACAUGUUCACUUCACAUACCUCUUGAGACAGAAAAAUCGUGCAGCUGGAUCCAGAGAAAUUGAGUUUUAUUUGUUUCUCACCACCAGCCAGCUGGUUUUAAUCUGAGCUUCAGUCAUCUUGAACUAAAGGCAUUUCAAAUAAAUCAUAUGUAAAAGUACAGAUUCAAUCACUUUUAUUUAUAUCUGUAACAUUAAUCACCUAACAGACUGGUAGAGUGAU
Messenger RNA from Nothobranchius furzeri (turquoise killifish), 4290 nucleotides. RefSeq names its product major facilitator superfamily domain containing 3 (gene slc33a2). Gene Ontology annotation, cellular component: membrane. Gene Ontology annotation, biological process: transmembrane transport. Lineage: Eukaryota; Metazoa; Chordata; Actinopteri; Cyprinodontiformes; Nothobranchiidae. Gene Ontology annotation, molecular function: transmembrane transporter activity. The record is from RefSeq and is a predicted model, not a curated record.